AUGUCCCAAGAGUUUCAACAACAUAUUAAUAAUAAGACUAAUAAGCAAAAAAUUAGAUAUUUGGAUAUUAGCAAUAAUGAUUUAGUCGGUGAAGCCAACUUAAAAGACUUCACCUCUCUAACUUCUCUCAAUGCCUAUAACAACAAAUUAGAAAGCAUUGAAUUCCUAAAUACUUUACCAAAUAAAGAGAAAUUACAGAGCAUUAACUUUUUUGGCAAUCAAAUUAAAGAAGCCAAAAAUCUCCAAAAUUUAACUAGUGAGCAAUUUAAUAAAUUAGUAGUGGGUAUGAAAGAUAAAAGUAUUCAAAUUAAUUCUUAUAAAAGCACUAUUUUAAUGGAUUUAUUGGAAUAUACUCGGCAUUUAAUAAAAGGUGGCGAUAAUUCCCAAAGACAACAGGCUCAGCAAUUACAAGCUAUUUUACAAAAUAGUCAAGUAAAGAGUGAGCAAGCGUCGAAUAAUUCUAAAACUCCUUUAUUAAUUGGCGGUUGA
Molecule: messenger RNA, 489 nt
Organism: Funneliformis geosporum
Lineage: Eukaryota; Fungi; Glomeromycota; Glomeromycetes; Glomerales; Glomeraceae
Source: the annotation of a GenBank genome assembly